AUGUCGCAAAAAUUUGACACUCCGCCCCCUGGCUAUCCGCAGCAGCCGCCGCCAGCUGCUUAUGGUCCGCCUCCACCCUCCGACUACUCAACACCCCCGCCUCAGGGAGCUUAUGGUUCGCCGGCCCCCCAGGGAUAUUAUGGAGCACCUCCGCCUCAAGGAUACUAUCCUCCCGAUCAGCAGCAGAUGUACGGCCCGCCGCCGGGCCAGAUGCAGUACCAGCAAGGAUACCCGCCCCAGCAAGGAUACCCGCCCCAACAAGGAUACCCGCCCCAAACAGUGUACGUGGAGGAGAAGAAGAGCGGAUCUGAUGGCAUUUUCACCGGACUAUUAGCGGGUCUGGCUUGUUGCUGCUGCUUGGAUUGUUUGUUCUAG
Messenger RNA from Diplodia corticola, 375 nucleotides. RefSeq lists its product as uncharacterized. Bases 1 to 375 code for a protein of 124 amino acids. The transcript is spliced from 2 exons. NCBI's taxonomy places the organism in Eukaryota, Fungi, Ascomycota, Dothideomycetes, Botryosphaeriales, Botryosphaeriaceae. The record is from RefSeq and is a predicted model, not a curated record.